GCAAGGUACAUAUUCACAGGUUCUAGGGAUUAGGAGUGGACAUCUUUGGGGAGGGAGAAGGACAUUAUUCUAUUGACUACAAAUGGCCAACCUCAGUUCAACUAAAGUGGCUCAGGGAAAAAUGUACCAAGGGGUGAGGAGGGGGCAGCAUAGUGGAUGGUGCGAUUGUCCUAACUUCCUCGCUUUGCAGAGACCUCGUCCUGCCCCCGAGCCUCUGAGGCUGUGCGUGUCAAGAGAGGAUUGCACCAUGAUUCUCUGCCCCUUUGUUCACUUCCGUGUGGCCAACGCACAUGUGGUCAUCGGCAAGAAAAGAGAGCCUAUCUCAAAACGGUCAUCUUAACAGGAAUCAGCCAAUUUAACAGGAUACCCACUCAAUUUAUACUCAUCUCUAACCUGCUCAACUUAUAUCAGACUUUUGUCGGCCUGCCCCUGUGAAACUCCACUAGAGGGGAAAUACUGAUGAAGAGUAGGUUCAGCAUGGAGGAGGUGGUAAGCUUAGUUCUGUAACUAUGCAAUUCGAGGUAGAGACAUCCAGUGUGUAUUUGUAAACAGUGGGCUACAGCUAAGGGGAGAAGUGGGAUUACAUGUAGAUUUGAGAGUCAUCAGUACUUAGACAAUACUUGGAGCCAUAGUGGAAGGAAAUAAUCAGAGGGGCACAUGAAGUGAGGUGAGAUGAAGGCUGGAGAGAGAACCCUGGAGCAUCCCUGGUGUGCAGAAGCCAGUUUGUACCUGCUUGUAUAGGCUCAUACCUCCUCACAAGAGCUGAUUAUGGACACGUCUUUCCAACUCUGCAUCCAGUGACAUCACAUUGACAGCCUGAAAUUAGCCAUGGUGGGAGUAUUUACACCACAGGAAUUGGCAAAUGCUGCAAACCAGGACGUUUUUAGCAAGUUGACCAACAUGCCACUGGUUACAUCAAGAUUUAACGAGAAGGGAAGAGAAGAGAAUCAGCAGAGGCCUCUGAGACAGAGGAGGCAGAGAAGAAGGAGGAGAGCAGAUGAGAACAGCCUUGAAGGGACAAGGAAGGAGAGAGGAUGUGAGGAGUCAGGCUGCUUCUCAAUCCAAGGUCCGAAGUCAGUGAGCAACCCAGAGCAGGGCUCGGUGACUAUGCAGUGCCGCUAUGAUGCAGCGUAGAAGACCCACAGAAAGUGGUGGUGCCAAGGGAAAAUCUGGAAUUUCUGUAAGAUCCUCAUUCAAAGUACAGGAACAGAGCAAGAAGUGAAGGAAGACGGAUUGUCUAUCAGGGACAAUCACAGGAACCACUCCUUCAUGGUGACCAUGGAGAAGCUCAGCAGAGAGGAUGCCGACAUCUACUGGUGUGGGAUUGAGAAAAGUGGAUCUGACCUUGGAGUCCAAGUUAAAGUGACUGUUGGCUCAGCGAAAGCAGUUCUGACCACACCAACAAACCUGUCUUCCAAACCAUUAGCCAAGUCCUCCACCUCCUACGUCAGGACCCACUACAUGCUCCUGGUAUUUGUGAAGGUGCCCAUCCUGCUCAUCUUGCUUGGUGCCGUACUCUGGUUGAAGGGGUCUCAGAGGGUCCAGAGGAGCAAUGGGAUUGACCUGACUGUGUGGACUUGUCCUGGGACCCUCUGACCAAAGACACAGCCCCUUAUAUGGAAGAGCAGAACCUUCCAACCCUGGACCCGGUUUCCAGAUCAGACACAGGUGCCUGCAGAAGAAACAGCCCCUAAGUCCUCGAGAUGCCAUGCCAGAGGCUUGCGACCCGGGCCUCUGCCCUGGCCUCAGGAGCUGGCCAGGCACCUUCCCUGCUCUGCACAGCUCCAGACACAGCUGGGACUCCUCCUGAGACGUCAUCGCCACAUGGAGUGCCAACACCUUAUUCCCACGCCUUCUGGUAGCAAACACCCCACCCCACCAGAGCAGACGAGGCUCAUGGUCAGGCUGUCGGUGGAUAGCCAUGUCCCCACUGCUGGAACAACUUCCGGCGCAGAGCCUGGGACUGAAGCACAGAGAGAAGCAGCAGCUAUGUGUGAGAGAGGCAGACAUGGAGACUCACCAAGUGCCUGGUUUCUGACAUUCCUGAGACAAGCUCGCCUUUUCUUAAGCUGGUCGAGCGGGGCUUUGAUGACCCGUGUCACCGAGAUCCUUGACUGAAGCGCACACUCCCCAAGAGGGUGAUUUGUGGUGUAUUCCUAGUUUGGGGGCCUGAGCAGUUUGGAUGUGCCCUCUGCCCAGGGAGGACACUUGGCUUGAGUCUGCAGAGCUGAGGAGAAACGGGAGCCUACCUGGGUUCAGCUUUAUCCUUCCUCCUCCUCCACCCUGCCUCGCCGGACCCACCAUCCUCCCUCCCCAUCAGAUGCUAGGACUUCCUGGGGCUGCAGCUUAGGAGUCUGGCCCUUCAGUCUUCUCAGGACAACUGCUUAGACCAUCUCCUGUGGGCAGAGCCGGAUUACCCAAUAAUCAAGGUACGCAUGGGCCCAGCUGCGCCUUGCCACCAAACUGCACAGCACAGUUUCACCUGUACCCCACCACGUUAACAAUGAGGUGAAACCCAUGUGAAAUUGCUCACCACAGAUUAGCACGCCCGUUGUACCUUGCUCGGAGCAAGCCGGUGCAUACAGUACUUACCGUUAACUUGCCCCUGCGGCUGUGGGGCUGUUAAACUUCAAGAAACUACCUCAGGGUGGAAGGGGCGUGGUGAUUAAAACCGAGGGGAAUACUGUUGUUUAUUUUAAAUAAUGUUGUUUAAGUCGUGUUGUUAAUUAAAGCUGAAUAUCUGUUAAGGGUGAUUGAGAAACUUGGAAACAGAUGGUAGGGAUGGUUACACAGCAUGAUGAGUGUGAAUUGUACACAUAAGAAAUGUUGACACGGCAAAUGUUUUGUUAUAUAUAUGCUUACCACAAUUAAAAAAACAAAAUUCACAAAAACAGACCAGACUUACUGGUCUGACAGAGACUGGAGGAACCCC
Molecule: messenger RNA, 2932 nt
Organism: Trichechus manatus latirostris (Florida manatee)
Lineage: Eukaryota; Metazoa; Chordata; Mammalia; Sirenia; Trichechidae
Product: CMRF35-like molecule 7
Exons: 4
Coding region: 1270-1596 (108 amino acids)
Cellular component (GO): plasma membrane
Molecular function (GO): transmembrane signaling receptor activity
Source: RefSeq, a predicted model, not a curated record